Ectocarpus siliculosus is the source of this 1971-nucleotide messenger RNA. Lineage: Eukaryota; Phaeophyceae; Ectocarpales; Ectocarpaceae. The record is from the annotation of a GenBank genome assembly.
AUGCUGCAGCGUCGAAGGUUACGAUGCUGGCUGGUGGCUUUUGGUGGUACCUUAGCUUGCUGGGUGGCGUUGGCGGCGGACCCUUCGCUUCAGCAAGCGGAGCAUCCCUUCAGGAAUCUCGCAGCCUGGCUGCGGGAGGCAUCCCCCGACAUGAGGUCAGCAGAACCCAAGGCUAUUUCUAGAGGCAUCACCGUUCUGAGCAACUCCCAGAGCUACGUCAAGUCGUUCGACGGCAUGGCGUACGAGCUCAAGGGAAAGAUCAAGGAGACCGGGAGCACCGCAGACAUCGAAAAGCUAACGGGACAGGCGGAGCUGUACGAGAGCGCGUCGAGCGUGAAGAAGGCGAACAAGCUGGUGAGGCUCCUGAUCGAGGUGGAACGCGCCCUGAACUCCGCCGAGGCGGCCGAGAUCGCGUCGCAGUCGGACCCCAGCCGCGCGGCGCAGUACAUGAAGGAUGCGGGGCUACGAUUUCUGCCCGACCCGCCGCCGCCGCCGCCGCCGCCGCCGCCACCGUCGGAGGAGGAUAGCAGCGCCAACUCUACCGUUGCCGCCGGCACCCAGGGGGAAAAGGACGGUGGUGCGGCAAACGGGCCUACGAGAGUCUCUCCUCCACGCCGCCCGCGAGAGAAAUCGAGCCCAAGACUAGAUGAGACGGCGGCGAGGAGACGACGAGCCGCCGCCAGCGCUUCCGCUGGUGGCGGUUCUGCGACAGGUUCCUCCUCUUCUUCCGCAGCAGCAGAAGGUCCAGGCGUUAGCGGUGGCGGCGACGGCAGCGGCCAGAGGAAGAAGAAGAAGAAGAAGAAGACACGGGCAAGAAGUAAAGAAGGAGGGGUCGCCGGCGCCGCCGCGGCGGGCGUGGCGGCAGCAGCCGGAGGAGAACCGCUGGAGGCAUUCGUGGUCAACGUUGCCGGGUGCGAGGUGCGGUGUUUCCUGAUGCUGGACGAGCGGGGCGGGGAGGAAGGGGAGGGGCGGCUGGUGGUGGCGGUGGGCGACUCGCUCACGGGAGAAGCCCUCCUCGAGAGUCUGUUCGAGGAGCCCGCGGUGGUGCAGCUCGCGUCCCACGGACUCAUGCGCGAGACGGCGUACGUGAACAGGGUGGCGUUUCAGUGCGCGUGCGACAUCUUGGAGUGGGCCGGGCCUUUCAUCAAGGCGUCGGUCGAGCCGGGGGGAGCAUUCGAAGGCUACCGCGUCCACUGCGCGGGGCACUCGUUCGGGGGAGCCGUGGCGGCCUGCCUGGCGGGCCUGCUGGACGGCGCGAUCGACGUGGAGCCAUCCGGGAAGGGAGGAGGAGGAGGAGGAGGAGGAGGCGCAGCAGCGGGGUCAGCAUCAGCGGGGCAGAGGAACGGUGCAGGUUCGGGAGGGGAGAGCUCCAGAGAUCGGCGAAGCGCAGGCGGCGGCGGAAGGUCGCCGGCUUCUUCCUCGGACGAGGAGUCGAGCGAGGAGGGCGGCGGCGGCGGCGCGGUACGGGUCGACGGGGCAGAACCGUGGGUCGGCAUCCGUCGGGACGGGGUGACGUGUGUGACCCUAGGGUGCCCCCCGUGCCUGUCGCAGAAUCUGCGUCUCCCCUUCGUGACGUCGUUCGUGCUGGGGGACGACAUGGUCCCCAGGACCAGCCACGAGUCCCUGCGGCGGCUCAAGCGCAGGUUGCUGCAGGUGAUGCCGAAGGGGAAGGGUUUGCUAUCGCAGGGAGUGGCGUUCAGCACGAGCCUCUUCACGGACGUGGCAGGGGUGGCGAUGCAGGGGGUCCGGCAGGCCACGACGCUGGGGGAGGACGACGCCCGGCUGACAGUGCCUGGUCGGGUGUGGUUCGCCAAGCCCAGGCGGCUCAAGAACGGAGCGACGCUGAAGCGGGUGAUGCGGGGCAACGUCAAGGAGGACAUGCUCUGGCAGCUCCACGACAUCAUGCUUACCAAGAGCAUGCUCUCGCACCACCGACUCGACAAGUACAUCAAGAUCCUCGACAGAGUCUGA